AUGGAGGCCGUAAAUGGCGCAGCAGCGGCAUCCGAGUCAAACGGCUCCGGAGGUGGACAAGGGCCUUUUAAGCUCAAGUUCUGCACCGUCUGUGCUAGUAAUCAGAACCGAUCCAUGGAGGCCCAUCUACGGCUCUCACAAGCCGACUAUCCCGUCAUCUCCUUUGGCACAGGCUCUCUCGUGCGCUUGCCCGGGCCGACCAUCACUCAACCCAAUGUCUACCAGUUCAACAAGACAUCAUACGACAGCAUGUACAAGGAACUCGAGUCCAAAGACCCGCGCUUGUACAAGAACAAUGGGAUUCUCAACAUGUUGGAUAGGAACAGGGAGGUCAAGUGGGGUCCGGAAAGGUGGCAGGACUGGGCUGUGGGGAUCCCGCGUCUGCAACAUGCCAAAGACCGCGGCCACGAGGGCACCGAGGGUGGCGUGGUGGAUGUAGUCUUUACGUGUGAGGAGCGCUGCUGGGAUGCUGUCAUUGACGACCUCCUUAGCAGGGGAUCUCCGCUGAACCGUCCCGUACACGUGAUCAACGUCGACAUCAAAGACAAUCACGAAGAAGCCCAUAUCGGCGGGCAGGGCAUUCUCGACCUGGCCAAUUCGCUCAACGCUGCUGCCGCGGAGGAGCGGGAGGCCGUCGGCUCAGCAGCAUUUGACGGCGGGGGCGCCGCCAGCCGGGCCAGCUUUGACGAGAGGGUGCCGGAGAUUCUCGCGGCCUGGCAAGAGCGGUGGCCCAACUUACCGCCGACAUGGACGCUGGCUUGGUUCUGA
Messenger RNA from Hirsutella rhossiliensis, 768 nucleotides. RefSeq names its product ssu72-like protein. Gene Ontology annotation, molecular function: RNA polymerase II CTD heptapeptide repeat phosphatase activity. Bases 1 to 768 code for a protein of 255 amino acids. The record is from RefSeq and is a predicted model, not a curated record. NCBI's taxonomy places the organism in Eukaryota, Fungi, Ascomycota, Sordariomycetes, Hypocreales, Ophiocordycipitaceae. Gene Ontology annotation, cellular component: mRNA cleavage and polyadenylation specificity factor complex; nucleus. The transcript is spliced from 2 exons. Gene Ontology annotation, biological process: termination of RNA polymerase II transcription.